Pneumocystis murina B123 is the source of this 800-nucleotide messenger RNA. Its product is annotated as Grx4 family monothiol glutaredoxin. The transcript is spliced from 5 exons. Gene Ontology annotation, molecular function: 2 iron, 2 sulfur cluster binding. The record is from RefSeq and is a predicted model, not a curated record. Lineage: Eukaryota; Fungi; Ascomycota; Pneumocystomycetes; Pneumocystales; Pneumocystaceae. The coding region runs from base 39 to 800 and encodes 253 amino acids.
UUCAAGGAAAAAAAAUCUUAGAAAGAAGAUUGAAAACCAUGAUAGAUCCAUCAAAAACAAUCAAUGAAAUAGAAUCAGCAGAGGAAUAUGAAAAGUUUAUUUCUUUAUAUGGAGAUCAAAUACUUGUAUUAAAUUUUUAUGCAGAUUGGGCAAAUCCAUGUAAAUACAUGAAUAAUGUUUUUAAGGAGCUUUCAAUUAAGUUUUCUAAUAUGAAAUUCGCAAAUGUUAAGGCAGAAGAACUUGAAGAAAUAUCAGAAUCAUUUGGAGUAACAGUUGUGCCAUUUUUUGUGGUUUUGCAAUCAGGAAAAGUAUUGGCAAAGUUAUCGGGAGCAAAUCCAUCAGAAUUAACAGAAAUGAUUACUCGAUUUUCUACUCAAUUAUUUUUACCAUUAGAAAAGCAAGGAUUAACAGUUUCAACACAGGAAGUUGAAGAACAAAAUUUAAAUUUAUCUACAACAUAUGAAAAGGAUCGAAAUAUUGAUUUAACAAGUCGAUUAAAGAAGUUAAUUGAGGCAGAACCUAUUAUGCUUUUUAUGAAAGGAACACCAACAAAUCCUCAGUGUGGAUUCAGUAGACAAAUUGUUGAUAUUCUUAAUCAACAUCAUAUUAGAUAUGGUUUUUUUAAUAUUCUUACGGAUGAAAAGAUCAGAGCUGGAUUGAAAGAAUUUUCAGACUGGCCCACUUAUCCACAAUUAUAUAUUCGAGGAAAUUUUUGUGGAGGACUUGAUAUUGUUCGUGAAAUGUUUAAUACUGGAGAAAUUCAACAACUACUUCAACAAACAGACAUAUUAUCUACUUAG